This is a messenger RNA of Alternaria rosae, 976 nucleotides long. RefSeq lists its product as uncharacterized. The coding region runs from base 108 to 686 and encodes 192 amino acids. The record is from RefSeq and is a predicted model, not a curated record. Lineage: Eukaryota; Fungi; Ascomycota; Dothideomycetes; Pleosporales; Pleosporaceae. The transcript is spliced from 2 exons.
CGUGAGAACCAGCGCAGAUCACCCAGCUGUGCUUAUUAGAGCCACGGUCUCUCCAUUUCCUUCGCUUCCGAAGUGAGUGAGUACCUAUCUCCUUUCGCUAAGAAGACAUGUCAACGAAUUCAUUUCAAACUCACGGUGGCAACGAGGAGAAGGCGCCGCUGUACGCGCUUUCGCAGCCUAUCAUCCCAGAACCCGACGCUCCUCCCGCCGAUAUUCGCGAGUUCCUGACUGGAAUCCUGGCUGUCUCGCGCAGACUCUCCCACGAACAUGCAAGCGCCAUAGCGAACAAGUGGAAGCUUGGCACCGGACGCGAAUUACGCGAAUACCCCCCGAAGAUGUAUCUCGAGAUCUUCGGUCCGGAAGAGGGAUGGUGUGUGUAUAGAGAAGUCAAGACCAGACUCCUCAGCAAGAAAGACCAAGGUGCACUACCUCGUGACACUCGUGCUUUCCUAAUUGGCGCAAGUAUCUUCUUCAUGGUAUCAGCCUACUAUCUGAUUCCUGCGUUCUGUUCGUCAUCACGUGCGCUACCUCUGCGGGCGAUGGCUUUUGUGGCAUUCUCUUUGUUUGGUGGUGGCGGCUUGAUCUGUGGCGUGGCCGCCGUGCAAUCACCACGCACUGUUGACGAGCAGGUCGAGCAAGACCUCAUAGAAGCAUUCGUGGGAGGAGAUACAAGUUCCAAGAGAUAGCAGAGCUUGGAAUGGUUGUGCGUUGAUAGAGAAAGCAGCUCCGGGAAAUAGGCGAGCUCUGCAUGAAUGCUAUUAGAGGGAAUGACCGGGCUGUCGCACUACCCCAGCGGUUAAUACCCGGCUUCCCUUCGAAACUGUUACUUCCUUUUCCUCCGUUUGAGACAGCACCAUGUUUGGCCCGCGGAGCAAUUUAUAUCGCAUGAUGCCCCUGAACUAAUAAGUGUCAGAUUUCUGGCCGACGAACGGCGACAUGUUGGGUUGAACCGAACCGUGCCUGCCGUUACUCGCAA